Messenger RNA from Peromyscus californicus insignis, 4434 nucleotides. RefSeq names its product syntaxin binding protein 4 (gene Stxbp4). Lineage: Eukaryota; Metazoa; Chordata; Mammalia; Rodentia; Cricetidae. The record is from RefSeq and is a predicted model, not a curated record. Gene Ontology annotation, cellular component: cytoplasmic vesicle. Bases 270 to 1304 code for a protein of 344 amino acids. The transcript is spliced from 13 exons. Gene Ontology annotation, molecular function: syntaxin binding. Gene Ontology annotation, biological process: regulation of insulin secretion involved in cellular response to glucose stimulus; insulin receptor signaling pathway.
AGACCUCCCGUGUCUCGCGGUAACCGGGUCUGAGCCCGGCCGCUGCCUUGACUACCAGAUUCCUCAGGUAGCAGCCGGGCUACGGAGGCCGGGCGGCCAGAAGAGGGAAAGUGUUUAAGAAGCAUGUGAAAUGAAGUAAUAUGAGCUGGAGUCAUAUAGAAUCUGCAAGAAGACCCUUGGGGGGAAUUGUCUGAAAAAAGAAGACUAUUUAGACUCCUCAAGUUCUUCAUUUACACAGCUGUUAAAUCCAAGGCAACUGUGGUGAAAGCAUGCAUAAAUAUACAUCUGCUGCAGCAUCGUCCAGCCUACUUGAAAAGGAUCCUGCCUUUCGAGUGAUUACAGUUACUAAGGAAACAGGCCUAGGUUUAAAGAUCCUAGGCGGAAUUAACAGAAAUGAAGGACCGUUGGUAUAUAUUCAGGAAGUUAUUCCUGGAGGCGACUGUUACAAGGAUGGACGUUUGAAGCCAGGAGAUCAACUCGUCUCAGUAAACAAGGAAUCUAUGAUUGGUGUAUCAUUUGAAGAAGCAAAAAACAUAAUUACCAGAGCCAAAUUGAGGUCAGAAUCUCUUUGGGAGAUAGCAUUCAUCAGACAAAAAUCUUACAGUGGCCAUCUGGGAAAUAUUUGCUGUCCAUCCUCAUUAGAAGCUUCAGAAGACUGUGGACUUCAAACCUCAACAUUUAAUCCUCUUUCUCCUCCCCCUGAAACACUAAUUCCAAAGACUUCAUCCACUCCCAAGACUCAGGGCCCAAUUUUACCUUCUUUUAAAGCAAUUCAGACAAAACCUGGCUACAGUAAAACAGAACAUACUCCAGUUACUUCUUUGGACAUCAACCCUACAGAUACAUCUAAUUCAGAGAUUGCUCCUGCCUGGACUGAUGAUGAUUCUGGACCUCAAGGAAAGAAGAUUUCCCUAAAUCCUUCUGUUCGCCUGAAGGCAGAGAAACUGGAAAUGGCUCUCAAUUACCUCGGUAUUCAGCCAACAAAGGAACAACAUGAAGCCCUGAGACAGCAGGUCCAGGCUGACUCAAAGGGGACUGUGUCUUUUGGAGAUUUCGUCCAGGUUGCCAGAAAUUUGUUUUGUUUGCAGUUGGAUGAAGUAAAUGUUGGUGUCCAUGAAAUCUCCAGCAUCUUGGACUCACAGCUUCUUCCCUGUGAUUCUCUAGAAGCCGAUGAGCUGGGAAAACUUAAACAAGAAAGGGAUGCUGCUCGGGAAGAAGUGAACGCACUGAAGGAGAAAUUACUUGAAUCAGAAAAACAUAGGAAAGAGCUAACAGAAGAACUCCAGAAUGUGAAACAGAAUUAGAAAAGCUGCAUCAAAUGAGCAGCCUCUCGGAGGGUCCAGAACCUCCCACCACCACCAUAUGUACACGCCCAGAAAGAUGAUGGAUUUCGGGGCCCAGAAGUAAGUUCAGUUACUCCUGGAGCCACUUCACAAAGUAGGAAGUGCUGGAGUUGACAGAGCCACACCAUGAGGAGCUGCCUGACAAGGACUUCUGUGCCUGCGUCUGGAUGAACCAGGACACCAAAGCAUUAAUCAUAGUCGUAAAUGAUGCACCGUGGAAUAAUGAUAACUCACAAGCCCGUACCAUGUAUAAUUAGAUUAGCUAAUGGAUGGGGAAAGAGCAGCACUGUGGCUCAUGGUGAUUGUGGAGUGCAGACGGGAAACAGCAGCAACACUGCUAGAAUUGGAAAGAAGCAUUUUGAAUGUUUUAGUAAGGAUUGAAUUAGGGACAAAUUAAGAUGCUAAAUUUAGGAGGAAAUUUUAAUGAACAAGAUAUCUACAUAGUUAUGUGGUUUAAAAGUAACUCUCCAAACCACUGCUAAUUAUAAGGGAGAAAUAGUAAUUAUGCAGUGGAAAAUUGAGAAAACAGUUUGAUGCUAAAAGUUGUCCUCACCAAUGAAGAAGUCAUUGUCACUCCAAAUGUGAUACCCUGAAAAGGACACAGUGUCACCUGUGUGCUAUUCUGACUGAAAGUGUGUAGCCUAAGUCUAACCUUAGGGGACAUCUGGGUGUGUGUGUGUGUGUGUGUGUGUGUGUGUGUGUGUGUGUGUGUGUGUGUGUGUGAGUGUGUGUGUGUUAUUCUUCAGAACCACUCACCCUAAACUGAUACAAUGCUGGACAUUAAGAGGAGUUAAGAAGCAGGAAAUCUAAAAUGCCUGACCCAAGGCUGGAUCCUGUACUGGGUGUGGGGAAUAAUGAAGGACAUUACUGAGUGAUUUGACCAAUGUGGAAUGCAGAAGGUAGAGCAGAUUGAUAAAAAUAUUGACUAGAAUUUAAAACUCCUAAAUGAACUAUAGUUACAUAUCUUUAUUAGGAAUACUGUUGUACUUAAGGGGAAAGGGCUAUGAUAUAUGUAAUUUACUCUACAUGGUUAAGUAACCAUAUGCAUGCAUGCAUGUUACAUACACAUACAUAUACAUGCUGAAUAUAGGGGAGGUUGAAAACGUAAUGUUUUUGCAACAGCUUCUAAAUAUCCAUGCUUUAUAAGAAUACCUUGUAUCUCAUUCAUCAACAUGUUGGCCAAAGGCUAAAUCUGGUAUGUUUGGGAAAUCUGGGUGGAGAAUAUAAGAAAAUUCUUCUUCUUCCUCUUUAUUUUUCUUUGUUUUAUUUAUUUAUUUUAUGUGUAUGAAUGUUGGCCUGCGUGUACAUAUUACACCACAUGCAUGCCUGUUGUCCAAGGUCAGAAGAACCCAUGGAUCCAAUGGAUCUGAAGUUAUAGAUGGUUGUGAGCCACCAUGUGGGUGGUGGAAACCAAACCUGGGUCCUCUGCAAGAGCAGCAAAUGUCCUUAACCAGAGACAUCUUUCCAGAAUAAUGCUAUUCUUAGACCUAUAAAAAAAAUUAUUAUUUAUUUUUUUGUUUAAACUUUUUUCAUUUUACAUACCAAACACUGUUCCCCCUCCCUCCCCUUCUCCUGUGCCCCCCAUCUCCCCCAAUCCCACCCCCCAUUCACUCCUCAAAGGGGUAUAAGGCCUCCCUUGGGUAGUCAGCACAGGCUGGCAUACCAAGUUGGGGCAGGACUAAGCCCCUCCAAUAUUAAAUCCUCUAUAGUUCAGCAAGUUUUCAGACUUUUGUUUUGAGAUAGCCAUACCCUGUAACCUGGGUCAGCCUCAAACUAAUGACAGUUCUCCUGCCUCAGCCUCCUAAGUGAUAGAAUUACAGUUUAAACAGUCUUUUUUGUUGUUUUAGUCUUUAAUUAAAGUGUAUAUGUGCGUGCGCACCUGCAUGCACAUGCACACACACAUACAUGGUGCCUGAGCGCAUAUGGAGGUCACAGGACAACUUUAGAGAAUUAAUUCUUUUCAUCCUGCCUUUGGGUUCUGGGAAUGGACUGGCUCAUCAGGCGUGGCCAUGGACAUCUUUACCUUCCUAGCACCUAAUUGGUCCCUGACCCUUAUUUUAUGAUCUAUUUGAUGUUAUGCCUUUUAAGUUUUUUUUACUUCUAUGUCUUCAGUACCUGUACCUUCAGUAUGCUUUACAUCUCAGUGUUUCUUUGUGUUCUGAAAGUGGGAUUUAUGAAUCUUCCUAGUUAAAUUUUAUGUGUAAAAUAAAUUAAGGGAUGUUCUCACUACAUUUAAUUAAAACUUUCUGUUUUCCUAAGUUCUUGGGGUGCAUUAACUGUUGAUUACCAACUAUGUUUGAUGUAAUGGUUACAUUAAAGCUGACAGAAGACACAAAUCUGAGAAAGGGAGGAAGGAAAGGAGCCUGCAGAUGUACUGUCUUUUCCCCGCAAUACCUACCCUUUCCACAUAAGGCCUUCCUGUAUUUAUUUCUCUGAAAUGAUUAUUUUCCAUUAUACAAAAAAAAUCAAAUAUAUCAAUAAAUUAUCUGUAUCAGAACUUAAUUUGAAUAAACAGGGAAAUGAAACGAGAUAGAUGAAAGUGUGAAGAGAUUCUUACUCUUCUAUGAUGGGUGAAUGUGCAGAAGCACAGGUGUAGGAGAUGAGGGGCUACUGAACGAGUGUGAGUAUUAGACCAUGUAGGCUUGUACCCCCAUCCUUCCUCAUGUUAGCAGGUCACCUCCAGCAAGUUACUUUGCCUUCCUACGCCUGUGUUUGAUAAUAGGAUCCGUCCCAAGAAUGUCAGAAUUGAGUUAGAGUAAAUCCAUACAGUGUGCUGUAUACCACCCAUAGUAAACACUCAAGUAUUAACAUGACUAUUAGAAGUCAUAGAAGGAAUGUUAAAAGAUGACUGCAAUUUGUUUUAGCCAUUUAAUUUAGAGGGUAAAUGAAAUUCUAGCUGAGGGAUUAGAGAACUUCUCAUAGAUGGGUAGGGUAUAAGCUGGGCUUAUAACAGUGUGAACAUUCUUUCAUAGCAGGGAGAAACAUGUCUGUAGGGCCAGAGGCCAUUUUUGUGUUUUUAAAUUUUCACUGUGUUUGUAUCUUUGUGUCUGAUAAAGUAAUAAUAAAGUCAACCUGUAAUUUAUCCCGAGAA